Molecule: messenger RNA, 1721 nt
Organism: Eurytemora carolleeae
Lineage: Eukaryota; Metazoa; Arthropoda; Copepoda; Calanoida; Temoridae
Product: probable cytochrome P450 6a14
Exons: 2
Coding region: 25-1599 (524 amino acids)
Molecular function (GO): oxidoreductase activity, acting on paired donors, with incorporation or reduction of molecular oxygen; iron ion binding; heme binding
Source: RefSeq, a predicted model, not a curated record
UUAGAAGAACCACAUUUCAGAAGGAUGUUUUUAGAGAUAGUGUUACUCAUGGUCUCAUUCCUUCUGUACGUUUAUUAUGUGAUCACCAAGCAGUUCGGAUUCUUCAAGGAUAUUGGAGUACCAUUCUCAAAGCCCUAUUUUCCCUUUGGAAGCAGCAGUUAUAAGAAAAUGUUUCUGGGAAAGAUUCCUUUACUGGCUGUAGACGAAGAAAUGGUAAAAAAUGAGUUCCCAAAGGAAAAAGUCUUUGGAUUUUUCAUUUUUGGACAACCAAACUUUAUGAUCAACGAUGAAGACUUAGCAAAGAGAGUACUCAUUAAAGACUUUGAUUAUUUUGUUGACCGAAGGACAUUUGACACCUAUGACACGUUUACGAAAGCAUUUUUAACCAACCUCUCUGGAACUGAAUGGAAACAGAUGAGAUCCUUGAUGAGCGGAGUGUUUACAAGCGGAAAAUUGAAAUUAAUGGCCAAUCAUAUUGAUAAAGUUGGAAAGAACUUUGAAAAGUAUGUGAGCAUACAAGCAAGGGAGAGAAACGAGAUCGAUAUGAAGGUAGCUGGUGGACUAAUGACUCUGGAUUCUAUUGCCUCUGCUGGCUUUGGAAUUGAGGUUGAUUCAUUUGCAGAGCCAGACAAUACUUUCAGAAAGAUGGCACUUACUCUAGUAGGUGCACCAGGAUAUCGCUCUUCAUUCGAAAAUCUCAAGAUUUUCUUUCUCGCAACUCUUCCAAAGUUAGGAAAGUUCUUGAAAAUUACUUUCUUGAACAAAGUUGCCACCAGUUUUUUUUCUGACAUUAUUAUCAAAACCUACAAGAGAAGAUUGGAAACCGGGGAGAAGCGCAAUGACAUCAUUGAUGUAUUGGUUGAAGAACUCAAAUCUUCAAAUAAAAACAAGUCUCAAACUUAUGAAAGUGAUUUUGAGAAAGAUGCCGCAAUAGAUACAUCAGGGUUGAAAGAUAUCAAAGACAUUGGAUAUAAUGAAGAAACACUACUGAUUGCCAAUGCUCUGUUGUUCUUCUUUGCUGGAUUUGAAACUACCUCCACAGGGAUUUCAAUCAUUUGCCACAAGCUGGCUAUUUUUCCUGAUUUGCAAGAGAAGGUUUACAAUGAGAUUAACGAUGUUAUUGGAGAUUGCGAAGAUGUUAGCUUUGAACAGCUUCAAGAAAUGAAAUAUAUGGAUAUGUUCAUCUCGGAGUGUUGCCGCUAUCAGACAAUUAUUCCUGCUCUUGAGCGCAAAUGUGUAAAGGACUAUGCUGUCCCCGGAACUGAUAUUAUUAUACCUAAAGGACGCUUUGUCAAGGUUUACACUAAGGAUAUUAGUAACAGUGAGGAUAACUUCAAAAGACCUGAGGAGUUUGACCCGGAGAACUUUGCGCCUGAAAAUAAUCCGAACAAGUUUGGCAUGAUGAUCUUCGGUCAAGGUCCCCGGAACUGUAUUGGAAUGCGGUAUGCUCUUCUCACGAUCAAGAUGACUAUUGUCUACUUGCUCAGGAAACACAGGGUUGUCAGGUCGGAUAAAACUACUGAUGUUCUUGUUCCCGAUAUCAAGAAUUUUAAUGUCUUCAAGGAUGGGGUCUUCAUGAAAUUUGAGAAAAGAUUUUGAUUUUAAUGAUUUGGAGGAUCAAAGAUUUAUUACCUUGCAGAGGAUUGUUAACAACCAUGAUUAAUGUCUUAUUUUUUGAACAAUUUGUAAAUGAAAAUCAGAAAUAGAUACAAUUUAAAAAU